AUUCCCUUCACGGCGCAACAUGGCUAGCAACGCCGACAAAAUCAUCGCCAACGGCAAGCACGUCGACAAUGCCGGCGAAGUGCACAUAGACGAGAUCAAGGACGACCUCAAGCGGUCGACAGACGUCCCCAACACCUUCCACCUCGCAGCUGCUGCGCUCUCGCAAGCGACCAGCGACUACGCUAGUAUAUGGACUCUGCUGAACCCCUACAAGCUGCUCCAGUAUAUCUGGCACACCUUCUACAUUGCGAUCCAGGUCGCGAUCAUCGCGCUGUUCAAGCCGCCGAGGCCGAGGUCGAAGGAGUCGCCGAAGCAACCGUUCGGUAGGAUCGCAGUCGUCGGUGCGGGUCUGACAGGCGUUUCCAGUGCGGCGCACUGCAUCGCACACAACUUCGAGGUGACCAUCUUCGAGGCGCAGUCUCGCGAGAAGGGCCUUGGCGGCAUAUGGGCGCAUGUCAACAGCACCAGCGGCCUGCAGAUCAACUCCAUCAUGUACCGCUUCCACCCUGCCGUCCUCUGGAGUCGCGCCUUCCCCCACCGCGACGAGAUCCUCGGCGAGAUCGCCCGCAUCUGGCACGAAUACAACCUCGACGCGCGCACUAGGUUCUCCACCCCCGUCACCUCCGUCAGGCGCGGCCCCGCACCCGAGGGCGACCCCUCCCGCCGCACCUGGAUCGUCAACAACGACGACUCCGUGCUCUACGACGCCGUCAUCGUCAACGUCGGCACCUGCGGCGCGCCCCGCGUCCCCGAGUGGGCGCGGGACUGGACCACCUCGCAGGACGGCGACGGCGAGAAGCACGCAGGCGCGGCGCACAGGGCCACCGUCCUCCACUCCUCCGAGCUCGACGCCGCGUCCGCGGACGUGCUCGCGGGCAAGCGCGUCGUCGUCGUCGGCUCCGGCGCCUCGGGCGUCGAGGCGUGCGAGACCGUCCUCGCCAAGGGCGUCGCGCUCGCGGGCCCCGUCACCAUGCUCGCGCGCUCGGACAAGUGGAUCAUCCCGCGGAACGUUGCGGUCGACACGCUGCUGGCGGCGCAGCCGUUCGGGCGGGAGAUGCCGCUGAGCUGGGUCUGGGAGGCGUGGCUGCGGCGGUUUCAUUAUGGGAAGGACCUGGCGUGGAUGGUGCCAGAUGAUGGGCGGGGCGUGUUUGAGGGGACGCCGGUGGUGAAUGAUGAGUUUUUGGGGCAUGUGAGGGAGGGGAGGGUUGAGUAUGUGCGCGCGGCGACGCAGGGGAUGGAGGAGAGCGGGAAGGGUGUGCUGGUCAAGAAGAAGGGCGCGUCCAAGGAGUCCGAGCCCGAGCUCGUCGAGGCCGCCGUCGUCAUCCUCGCCACGGGCUUCAACAAACCGAGCGUCGAUUUCUUCGAGGAGGCAGACGAGAUCUUCCCUGAAGGCUACCAGCGCCCGGAUCUCUAUCUCCAGAACUUCUCAACCGAGGACUGGUCCGUCUUGAUGACGAACUCUGCGUAUAUGAACGCCAUCGGGACAGUCGGUCACUUCCACAUCGGAAUCUACACCCGCAUCCUCCUCACCCUCCUCCUCGACCCGGACGCGCGCCCGCUUCCCAAGGACAUGAAGCUCUGGGUCGACUGCGUCCGGUUCGUCAAGCGCGGAGCUAAGGGCGGCGCCUUGGGGUUCUUCACGUAUGCGGAGUUGACCAUCUGGCUCGUCCUAUUCCACAUCUUCCGCCCGGAUCGGCUGAAGUGGAUUUUCUUCAUCAUGCAGGGCUGGGGCGUGCAUGGACCCAAGGGAAGCUACUAGACGGCCUCCUUGGCUACGACUAGAUGUGCGAUAAACGAACCGCCCCAUCUUGUAGAACAUGUAUCACGAUUAUAUAUACAUAUCUGAUUACUUGUA
This is a messenger RNA of Schizophyllum commune H4-8, 1855 nucleotides long. Its product is annotated as FAD/NAD(P)-binding domain-containing protein. Gene Ontology annotation, molecular function: flavin adenine dinucleotide binding; N,N-dimethylaniline monooxygenase activity; NADP binding. The record is from RefSeq and is a predicted model, not a curated record. NCBI's taxonomy places the organism in Eukaryota, Fungi, Basidiomycota, Agaricomycetes, Agaricales, Schizophyllaceae. Bases 20 to 1759 code for a protein of 579 amino acids. The transcript is spliced from 10 exons.